Messenger RNA from Triplophysa rosa, 2774 nucleotides. It is a transcript of the gene maf1a, whose product is annotated as MAF1 homolog, negative regulator of RNA polymerase III a. Gene Ontology annotation, cellular component: nucleus. The record is from RefSeq and is a predicted model, not a curated record. The coding region runs from base 592 to 1320 and encodes 242 amino acids. The transcript has 7 exons. Gene Ontology annotation, biological process: negative regulation of transcription by RNA polymerase III. Lineage: Eukaryota; Metazoa; Chordata; Actinopteri; Cypriniformes; Nemacheilidae. Gene Ontology annotation, molecular function: RNA polymerase III core binding.
GACUGGAAACUGCGAAACACAACGCUCAUCUUUUGUUUUUGUUAUUCUCCUACACAAAUAUACAACCAUACACCGAGGAUUGAGGCUUUUAUAAGCCUUGGAAUUCUCUUCAAGUUCUGAUUCAAUAGCUGGGAUGCAUAAUUUCCCUCUGAAUUUUAGCUUGUUUAAUGGCAGGUAUUGGAAAUUUCACAGUAAAAAGGAAGAUAUAUUUAUUAGACAUAGAAGUGCAUUAAGCAACCGGCGAAGAUUAUUUACGCGAUCGUAAAUCGCGUAAAUAACGCGAUUUGUAUCGGUUGUUUCUGCGAGAGGAGAAUUGUUUGGAAAUAGCGCGCCAUUUGUUCUCUAAAUUGAGAGGCGUGUAAAUGAGCUUCUGUUGGACACAUAAGUAAAGGAAGUAAACUGUAUUGAAAAUAUAUUGGCUACCAGCUUCGUGGUAAUUAUUUUCCUUUACAUCUCAUAUUUGCAAAACUAACCUCGGUUUGGUUUAACGUUACGUUGGUUUGAUUAUCGGUUGUUUCUUAUAAAGUUUGAGACCUAGCGGGAGCAAAGCCUUAUUGCAGUUCUGACUUAGCCAAAAUAUUUGAAAAAACCAUGAAUCUCCUGGAGAACUCAAGUUUUGAGGCCGUAAAUAGUCACCUUACAAUUGAGACGGGCGACUGCAAGAUUAUUGGACGAAUUGAGAGCUAUUCCUGUAAGAUGGCAGGCGAUGACAAGCAGAUGUUUAAGCUGUUUUGUCAGGAGGGACAGCCGCACGUCCUGGAAGCCUUAUCUCCUCCGCAGAGCUCUGGAAUCAGUCCAAACAUAAUGAGUCGGAGUUUGGAUGAGGGUGAAGGUCCGCUGUCAGACAAGUGCAGCAGAAAGACCCUUUUCUACCUGAUCGCAACUCUCAAUGAGUCUUUCCGGCCGGACUAUGACUUCAGUCGCACCAAAGGACAUGAUUUCAGCAAAGAGCCCAGUGUUAACUGGGUGGUUAACGCCGUAAACAGCAGUUUGUCUCCUGCUGCCGGUGAGGCCUAUAGUCAUCUACAGCCUCAGUUAUGGGAAGCUGUAGACAAGGAGAUCAGCCUUGCUGAAUGUGACAUAUACAGUUACAAUCCAGACCUGGAUUCGGACCCUUAUGGGGAAGAAGGCAACAUGUGGUCCUUCAAUUACUUCUUUUAUAACAAAAGACUGAAGAGGAUUGUGUUUUUUACAUGUCGUUCUGUCAGUCUUUUCAUGGCUCCACGAGAUUCUGGUAUCGGCACUGAACUGGAUCUGGAGCUGGAUGAGGAUGAGGGCAGCUAUGAGGACGAGGAGAGGUAUGGUGCACUGUGUGCCUGAUAAUGGGAUCUAUCAUUCCUGUCCCCCGAAGCCAGCAACUUCUUGCCUGAGUUUUUAAUCCCUAUUAUUUUCAUCUGCUGUGUUUAUUUUUAUAUUGUUGUUUUUUUGUUAGAAAUGAGAGAUUUGUAAGUUCUACUCAUUGCACUUUAACUAUUACUAUUCAUCACAUGGCUAUUUUGUGUGUACUUCACAUAAAGAUUCAUUAGGGCUUUCCAGUGAUAUUUUCUGCGCUGGCCUUCGAGGAAAUAAAACUGAUGUGAUAUUUUUAAAAUCUCUUCUUUUUUUAAAUGCAGGUUGAAGUACACAGUCUAGGUUCUAUCUCUUUCCCUGUCUUUUUGUCAAGCUUCAUAAAAGGCACACAUAAAAGUAUUUCCACUAGGUGGCACCUUUCAACAUUUCAUUAUUCUGUCAUGUUCAGGUUACUUUUCACAGAUGUGUUCAGUAAAGAGGCAUUUCAAGCAUAAACGGGAAAGGAAAUUAAGAGAGAUACAUGUCAUAGUUCACAUUUAUACAUUUGAUUUAUUGAAUUUUCAUUCAUAUGUGAUAUCUGCUCACCUCACAGCCACACUAAUUACUCAGUUUAAACAGAGACAUUGUGCAGAUGACGUUUUACCUUUUCUUUACUUCAUUUCUAUUUUUAUGUUAAUGCAAAGUAUUGAAAGUCUUGAAACAAAACACGUUUAAGGCAUAAGCAGCAAAGGUUAACUGAGGGAAAGUGAGUUGGCCUUGCUACAAUCUGUUAUUGUAGAUUAGCUCCCUAUUUUUAGUUUUGUCCCAAAAUUAACAGAAAUGUAACAUGUAAGUUAUUCAAUUUUAUCUUUUUGGACAUGGCGCUGUUUUUUAAGUCUUGUCAGAGCUUUAUUGUUGUAACUGGAUUUUAUUUCCAUUGUCAUUGGUUUUAUCUGUGAUGUGUAUAAAGUGAAGUAAACAUUGUAACUCUGCUUUCUUUCACGAAGACCUGUUUGUGUCAUUUGAUCAUUGACUUAAAACACAUUUUGAUGCCUCUCUGUAACAAAGUUCUGUUGAAGAUAUUUGAUGUGAUUGAAUUAUCUAGAGAUUAGGUGUGACAUUCCAGAGGUACAUUUCGUUAUAAAAAUGUCUGAAAUCUCAUGUCACGCUAAAGAUCGCCAUAUGUGCAAGACUUGGUGAAAUUACUCUAAAUUCCUUGUCUGUUUUAGAUUUGACUGAGACGCAUCCAUGUUUGUCAUUUUGAGCACUUUAGUUGUAUUAGAGUUGUGCAAGUAUUGGUAUAAGAACAGGAUAUGAGCGGAGAGACAUAAAAAGAAAGAUGGUCUCUAGUAGAUUUCUACAUGGUUUCAUCACUAAAAGAUGCCAGUUGCGUGUUAAUUCUAUCAAUGCAUACACAUUUUCUUGGCAGCUUAAAUUCUUGGAUCAUUUACGGAGCCUUUUCAUUAUUUUUCAAAAUGCUGUUAAAUAAACAUCUACUGACUUAA